AUGGAAUCUGAUGACCAAACUUCGACUCCAACCCGCGAAAAAGAGCCGCUUGAGGAUGAGCCCGGAAACCAUCCUCGCGCUGGCACUCAAUCCUCCAACAUUGCACAACAGCGCCAGGAAUUCCUUGACCUGUACCGUGCAUCUAAGGUUGUCGUAGUGUCUGGAGAACCCGGCAGUGGCAAGUCCACACAAAUCCCCGAAUUCGUUCUCUCGGAAGAGUCCAACAGCGGCAAGCGGGUGGCUUCGGCCCAGCCAAACACAACGGCGACAACUUUGCUCGCGGACCGGGUGGCGACUAAGCUUGAUUGCGAGGUUGGCAGUAAAGUUGGCUACAGCAUUCCAGGAGACGACAGAACCACGGACGAGACACUCCUAGAGUUUACAACUGCUGAAAAAUUGCUGUGGAAGCUUCAGAGUGAUGGCAUGCUAUCAAAAUACGGCUGUAUCAUCAUCGACGAGGCCGACCAGAGAACUAAGGCUGCCGAUAUAUUGUCGAUGGUUCUCAAAGGCUUGCUUCCCUUCCGGUUCGCUUUCAAGGUUGUGAUAAUUUGCAGCAAUCAUGAAACGACUUCGUUGCUCACGUAUUUUGACGGUUUUGCUAUCUCGACCAUGACUAUUGCCAGCCACAACAAGCCGGCCAUCGUUCAAUACUGCCCGAAGCUGAAUGGUCGAGUGCUUGCCGAUGUUGUGGAACUUGUCCUCGAAAUCGAGAAAGUUGAACAUGAGAUGCAUCUGGCUGUGACACCUACCAACCCUGGUCACAUUCUUGUUGUCCUCGCAACCGCCAACGACGUCAAACUUUUCUGCUCCCAAUUUGAGGGCCGGGCAACAGCCCUAGAAAUCGUUCCCUUUCACGAAGAUCUCAAUAUCGACGAACAGCGAGACGUUUUCAUUUCCUCUCCUCGGCAAAAGUGCAUCGUCAGCACAGAACUGAUUAAGAAUGGUUUUUCUGUUGAUGGUGUUACCUACGUUGUUGACUCAGGGUUUAUUGAAACCAAAGCCUUUGAUCCAGAUGCUCGGAUGGAAAUGACAUCCAUCGAAGCCGUUUUCAAAAAGAAUGCUGACCGACGCGCCGCUCGAGCGCCAUCUGGUGUGUGCUUCCGCCUCUACAGCGAAGCAACCUUUGAUGGUCUGGAACUACAGAGAUCGCCUGAGUUUCUCCGCACGAGCAUGGCCUCGGAAAUCCUUUUGUUGAAAACACUGGACUACCGCAGCAUGAACGAUCUCCAUCUCCUUGAUCCGCCCAGUACAUCGAUCGUCGCAAGAGGAAUUUUGGAGUUGGAGACUCUUGGCUUGGUCGACGAUGACCAGUUGCUAACAGAACACGGCAAAAAGGCAUACCGUUGCAUGACAUCUGACACUCCGAUAUCUCUCGUCUGGUACAAAGCAAUUGUCGAAAGCUUCCGCUAUGGCGUGCAAUACGACAUGUUCUGCCUUGCCGCAAUUUUCAAUUCUCCCCGACCUAUCUUUGUUCACGCUGCUGAGGCACAUGCGCGCUCUAAUCCUGCUCUGGGCAGAUUCGUAUCUCACCAGUCUGAUCAUCUGGGAUACAUGCAUGCAUUAUACGCUUACGAAAGGGUGCUUGAGGAAGAACCUGAACUUGUCGACUUACUUUGCUUGGAGUCCUCCCUCGACAGGACAGCUCUGGAGGCCGUUGUCAAGUUUCGUGCCCAGCUUCUUGAUUUCUUCAGCAACCUUCGAAUGGGGGCUGUAAGUCGACCAACAGCUCGUGAAGAAACUCGCUGUGACAUUGUGAAGAAAGUCCUGGCCAAGAGCUUCUCCCAUCAAGCCGCGUUUCUGGACGAUGCAAUUCAUGGAUACUACAAAAUCCGCAGCGGUGGAUGUAUUUCUACCAUCAAAGAGACCAGCUGCUUGACUGAAUUCAGACCAAAACAUGUCAUUUUCGACAAACUGACUUCUGCUGCUGGCAACUCGCAGAUGGAAGUUGUGACGAAGAUUCAGCCGGAAUGGCUUCCAGUAGGUCCCCUUGUUGUCAUUCUCCAACUGGAAUUUGAGGUUCGAUAG
This is a messenger RNA of Clonostachys solani, 2025 nucleotides long. The record is from the annotation of a GenBank genome assembly. NCBI's taxonomy places the organism in Eukaryota, Fungi, Ascomycota, Sordariomycetes, Hypocreales, Bionectriaceae.